CACAUAGCUUGAAGUUAGACUUUUAUGUUUACUUUAUUUUUGUUCUAGAUAAUCAUAUGAUCAAUACCAAUUGCUCAGCACUUCAUAAUCGUCAAGCAUUGUGUUGUAAAAUGGCACAAGAAUAUGACGCUUUCAUGGAAUCCAAAAAGAGGUGGUUUUGUCAUGUUGAUGAUGAUACAUAUGUGAAUGUACCAAAGCUGGUUACUCUCCUUCAAAAAUAUAAUCAUACUCAAGACUGGUAUCUUGGAAAACUUAGCCUUAAGCAUCCGUUGCAAAUUAUGGACAUAAACCAACCAGGAAAGAAAAUUGAAUUUUGGUUUGCAACUGGUGGUGCUGGAUUCUGCAUCAGCCGAAGUCUUGCUUUGAAAAUGAUGCCCCAUGCUGGUGGAGGUCGCUUAAUGGCUGUUGGGGAAGAAAUACGCCUGCCAGAUGACUGUACAGUUGGAUAUAUCAUAGGACAUCUUUUGAAGAAACCCCUCACAGAAGUGGAAGACUUCCAUUCACACCUUGAGGCACUUUGGUUACUACGACCUAACCAACUGGAAAAACAUGUAACAUUCAGUUAUUCUUACUAUGGAGAGAAAAUGAAUAUUGUUAAUGUUCCAGGAUUUUCAGAAGAUGAAGACCCAACUAGAUUAUGGUCACUUCACUGCUAUCUCUUCCCUUACUUGAAGAAAUGCCGGAACAUUAAACAAAGUGUAGCCAAUUUCAAGACCUUUCAUUGAAGGAACUUCUUCAUGUUUGACGGUUAACUUACACUAAGCAUUGAUCUCAUUACUGUUGUCUCACAACACAGUAGCAGAAACAAACACGGCCCUCCCAGCUUAUGUUUAAAAAUUGAAAAUCAGUUCAGAUCUAUUGAUUACGGACAAAAUUUUUCAAAUUCUCUCUUUGAAUUUUUUUUUUUUUUUACAAUUUUAUUUCUUUUUCCUUUUUUUAAAUAUUUAUUUUUCCUUCUUUGGUAAUUUCAUUUAUUUCAUUUUUUAUUUUUAUUUUUUGUUUUUCUUUUAAUAUUUUAAUUCAGUGAGGAGGGACAGUGUCCAUAAAUGACCUAUGCGUACUCUUCCUCCUCAUCACUGGUGAGGUUGCCACGACAUGGUUGAUGUUCGUUCAGCUUUUAUUGCUGCAGGUGGAAGGCCUGUCUGAGAAAAUGUGGGUUGGGCAAAGAGAAAAUCCCAGGGAGUUCUAAUUUAGGGGACAGAAAAAAAAAACCAUUUGGGUGGAAAAUUAUUUGGUACAGCAUUUUCAUGGCAUGACACAAUAGAGGUGGGGAUCAAGAUUUUGGUUGUGUUGCUGUGAUGGACAAGUUGGUGCCAAACCACAGAAUGUCUAAUGGUUCAUGUAUGUAACAGACCUAAAAAGCUUUGGUUCCUGCUGACAGCCAGGAAGGGCUUGAGCAUCACCAUAUUUCUCCUUCUCCUAAAAAUACAGAGCUUUUGAAUAGCCAAAAGAGGGGAUUUAAAAGAAACUGAAAGUUUCAACAAUUUAAAGCCCGCCACCCUCAAAAACACAAUUUAGCCAAAAAUCUUUAUUUUUCAUUUCAUUUAUUUACUUUUUAUUUAUUUUCAUUUUUUUUUUAUUGUUGAUAAAAAUCAAAAAAUAUUAAUGUAAAAUCAGUAAUGUUGCAGAUUGUUAUAUCUGUGUGUGUGUGUACACAGCUGUGUUUCAGUAUGUGCAUGUAUAUGAAAGUUAUGAAACAAACUAUUUUUGGUAUAUAUUUGCGCAUUUUGUGCCCUAGCAGGUGUGUGUGCGUGUGUGUGUGUGAUUGUGCAUGUAUCAUUCCCUCUCUCUCUCUCUCUCUCUCUCUCUC
Octopus bimaculoides (California two-spot octopus) is the source of this 1810-nucleotide messenger RNA. Its product is annotated as beta-1,3-N-acetylglucosaminyltransferase radical fringe. Gene Ontology annotation, cellular component: membrane. Gene Ontology annotation, molecular function: glycosyltransferase activity. The record is from RefSeq and is a predicted model, not a curated record. NCBI's taxonomy places the organism in Eukaryota, Metazoa, Mollusca, Cephalopoda, Octopoda, Octopodidae.